Messenger RNA from Chrysemys picta bellii (western painted turtle), 4658 nucleotides. NCBI's taxonomy places the organism in Eukaryota, Metazoa, Chordata, Testudines, Emydidae. The record is from RefSeq and is a predicted model, not a curated record.
CAGAACACCGAAAGGACAGAGACAACCAAUAUUAACAAGGCUCUCUUUCUUUUUUUCUGCAAAGAUUGCAUAAUAUAUGUGUGUAGAAAGAAAGAGACUAUUGUGUGUUGCAAGAAGAUUAGGGGAAAUGAUUGCUGAAGUCAGAGAAUAAAAUCUUUGCAAGGUCAGCUCCAGAAGCAGGUAGUGUUAGAAGACCGAGCGUACAUAGCCCAGAGCAACAGAAAGUACCACCUAUCAUUGUAAAUGUGAUGGUCUGUUUCUGAGGCACUGAGAUGAUAUUGCUGGGCUAUACUGUUCUGCUCCUACUCUGGACAUGUACUGCAGAAAAAGAUUGUGAAACUCCACCUCCUAGAAGAACUAAGGAAAUACUUACAGGAACCUGGGACAAGGCAUCCUAUCCACAUGGUACCUCAGCAAUUUACAACUGUCGACCUGGGUACAUAAAACUUGGUCGUGUUACAUUUGAGUGUACAAAUGGUGUGUGGAAACAUCUCCACCCAUACGUGGAAUGUAGAAACAAGCCCUGUGGCCAUCCUGGAGAUAUUCAGUUUGGUUCCUUUGAACUUACUGCUGGAACAGAGUUUGUAUUUGGUGCUCGCGUUGAGUACAAAUGUGAUGAAGGUUAUCAGAUGCUCAGCCAAAGAAAUUUCCGUGAGUGUCAGGCAGAUGGAUGGAGCAAUGAACUCCCGCACUGUGAAGUGAGCAAGUGUUUACCAGUAAAUGCACCAGAAAAUGGAAACAUCCUUGUAACUGGUGUAUAUGAGACAGACCAAGAAUUUUCCUUUGGCCAAGUUGUACAGUUUGAAUGUAAUAAAGACUAUAAACUUUCUGGAUCUAAAGAAAUACAUUGCUCAGCGGAUGGACGUUGGAAUGCUGAUGUACCUACAUGCAUAGAGGUAAUCUGCGAACCACCAAGAAUUAAUAAUGGAAAUUUAAUGACUCCAAAGAGAGUUUACAGGGAGAAUGAACGAUUGCAGUUUACUUGUAAUGCUGGAUAUACAUUCGGUGAAAGAUCUGAUGCAGAUUGUACAGAAUAUGGAUGGCGUCCAAAACCAUUUUGUAAAGAAAUUAGAUGUGAUCCUCCAACAGUGACUAAUGGAACCUACUACCCCAAAAAGAAAGUAUUCAGAGAAUUGGAAGUAGUCAGAGUAGACUGUAAUCCAGGAUUUCACUUUCAAACGGACAAUAAGGAAAGGAGAGCAGAAUGCACAAAGAAUGGCUGGUUACCUGUUCCAAGAUGUGUCUUGAGACCCUGUGACUACCCACAUAUAGAAAAUGGAGCAUUAACUGAUUAUUAUGAACGUUACAAAGAACAAGCCUUUCCAGCACAGUUAGGUGUGUCAAUUUACUACAGAUGUCUUGCCGGUUACGUAUCUGAAAGCGAGACGACGUGGCCUCUGAUCACAUGUACUAAAACGGGCUGGUCUCCUGCACCAAAAUGCCUUAAAAAGUGUUCUCCUGGUCGUUUGGAAAAUGGUAGAUUUCUGUCUGGCUAUUGGAACACCUACAAAGAAGGUGAUGAAAUUUCAUAUGAAUGUUCUCCUGAUAAUCUGCGAACCAAAGUUACAUGCACAAAGAAUGGCUGGUCACCUACUCCAAGUUGUACUUCUAACAAAAUAUGCAAAAAAGUUGAGAUACAGAAUGGUUAUUUCUCUGAAAGUAAGAACAGAUUUACUUUAAACGAGGAAGCAACAUAUAGGUGUCGGAUUGAUUACACGACUCCAGAAGGAAAUGAGGUGGGGAAGACACAGUGCCUUCAAAGAGGAUGGACUCCUUUACCAAAGUGCAUUAAAACAUGUGAAAAGCCUCGUUAUGAGCAUAUUAAUUUCCACACAAAUCAAAUGGUGUUUCUGCCUGAAGAAAUACUGGAAUAUGAAUGUGCGGAUGGAUACCAAACUGUAAAUAAAAUCACAACAGGUUAUACAGUGUGUGGCAUAAAUGGAUGGACUCCUGAGCCCCAGUGUCUUGCCAUAGAAUGUGAAAUGUUGACAUUGGCCCAUGGCCACGUUUCCCCCCGGAAAGCUAAAUAUGAUAAUGGAGAUGUGGUAACUUUUUCCUGUGCAAAAAGUCACAAACGAGUGGGACCUGACUCCUCUCAAUGCUAUUACUUUGGAUGGUUCCCAGCAUCUCCGACAUGUAAAGAGGAAACCAAAGCUUGUGGGCCACCACCCAGCAUUGCCAAUGGGAAUAUUAUCAGUGAACUUCAUGAGGAAUAUGAACAUGGCGACUCAGUGGAAUAUGACUGUGACCUCGGUUUUAAAAUUAUUGGAUCAAGAAAAAUAGAAUGUAUUGACGGGGAAUGGACAUCUUUACCUUCUUGCACAGAAGAGGAAAAAACCUGUGGACUACCACCCCCUAUUGCCAAAGGGGGAGCUGUCAAUAUAAACAAUGACCAGUACAUUCAUGGAGAUACAGUGGCUUAUGAAUGUGAAAAAACCUAUGUAAUGGUUGGGUCAAAGACAGUGAAGUGUCUUAGCGGAAAAUGGAUAUCUUUGCCUUCGUGUGCUUUGAUCUCUUUCUCUUCUGAUCAACCUGCUACAUGUGGACUUCCAGAGAAUUUUGAGAAUAUAGCCAUUGUACAAACUCCCAUCAAGAAAAGGCUCUAUAGGCACAAAGCAUCUAUAACUUACAAAUGUAAAACAGAUGGCACAAACUUUAUACAAUCAACUUGUACAUAUGGGGAAUGGACACCCAAACUUGACUGUAUAGAAAGAAAAUGCCCACCUCCACCUCAGCUCCCGGGUGCCAUCAAGAUCACAGAGACACGAAACUACGAGAAUGGUGAAAAAAUAGCUUUUACGUGCCUAAAAGAUUUUGAACACCAAGGAGUGAAAGAAAUAAUGUGUGAAAACGGGAAGUGGCAAUCACCACCGCACUGUGUUGAAGAAAAAUUAUGUUUCCAGCCACCUUCCAUAGCAAAUGGUGAGAUUCUCAGUCUAGAAAAUCAGAACUUAAGACAGGAGCAAUCAGGACCAGUGACAUAUCGGAAUGGUACCAUGUUAACGUACAGUUGUAACCCUGGCUUCAUGUUACGUGGACCACCUGAGAUAAUUUGUAAGACUGGAAAAUGGACCUCAGCUCCUACAUGUGUUGAAAUGCCAUGUACAGAUGUUCCAAAUAUUAUCAAUGCUCAGACUGAAGGCAGAGUGAAGAAUAGGUAUGAGCCUGGUGAAACAGUACGUUAUCAAUGCCAUCCUGGUUUUAUCAUCAGUGGAUCAUCAGAUGUUACGUGUAAAGCAGGAAAGUGGUCCACACAACCUAUAUGUGAAGAUGCAACAUGUAGCGCUCCACCUGAAGUUACCAAUGCUGAUAUUGUAAAUAAUAAGGAGGGAAGGUAUCUGCCUGGUGAUAGAGUGCAAUAUAAAUGUCAGGAAGGAUUUGAAAGUAUGGAAUUAAAUUAUGUAAUUUGUGAAGAUGGAAAAUGGUCCCAACCACCAAUUUGCAAAGAUAUGAGAUGUGAACCUGCACCGGAGAUUUCUGAUGGUAAGAUUCUAGAUGCUAAACAGCGAAGGUAUUUCCCUGGCGAGAGGGUGCGUUAUCGAUGUACACAAGGUCUGAGCCUUAUUGGGUCUCCAACGGUAACAUGUAAGCAAGGGAAGUGGUCCCAACGACCAGAAUGCAGAGAGGCUGCUGGAAAGUGUGGGCCCCCACCUGGUAUUGAUAAUGGAGACACUAUUGCCUUUGCACAGCCAGUAUAUGAAUCAGGUUCAACCGUGGAAUAUAGAUGCAAAAAUUUACACAAAAUGAAGGGAUCUCCAUUUGUUCGCUGCGAGUCUGGCCAAUGGGCAAACCCACCAGUUUGCUUAGAGCCAUGUACAGCAUCCCCAGAAGAGAUGGAAAAAAACAAUAUUGAGCUGAAAUGGAGGGAGACCACUAAAUUGUAUUCAGAAAGUGGAGAUUUUAUUGAAUUUGACUGUAAAAGGGGAUAUGAGAGGGAUCCACCAUCUUCUGAAUUUAGAGUACAGUGUGUGGAGGGGAAAUUAGCAUAUCCUAAAUGUAAGAAAAGAGGCACUUCAGGAUGAAUAAAAAGAAGCAUCAAGCAGAUAAUUUUAACUCAGAUCUAAGGAUCAAAAUCCAUUGACCAGUUAUUUGUAAUGUUCACAUAUUAUGUCCUUUGUCAGUAUUUUAGCUUAAAUUGAUAUGUAUCAGUUCAGUCCCUUUUUUUAUCAUUGGUCACAAUGGUUUAAAAUAUACAAUCAUAAAAUAGUAACAACAGAUGGGCAAAUAAGUUCAAACUCAGAUCAAGCUACAGCUUUUUAUGAUAUUUGGAAAAGGAAACUUUAAGGGAAAUUGUACAUAUCUGCACAUCCUGAAUUACACACUUCCUGCUUCCUGAAACAGAAAGCAGCAGUAUUUCCCUCUGGCCCAAAUCAGGAACUCCAGGAAGUCUCAUUAGAAACAUUAAUCUUGAAAGAUUGUUAGCCCAAUCACCACACCAGAAAGUUUUGGAUAUGAAUGGAGGCUUUUUUUGAGUUCUGCCCAUCGUUAUUAGCUGUUGGUGAUCAUUCUUCCAAAUGUUUUAGUCCAUGCAACCAAAAAUUUAUCCUGUCAUCUACCACAGUUGUACAGAAAACACUGACUUCUCUGGUUGAAGUUGAAACUCAUAAUGUCUUAAUUAUUUUUCCUUUUUAAAAUUAAAGAUUGGUAUGAUUCAUUUA